UCGGACCGGGCGGCGGCGGCAGUGGCGGCGGGGCCAUGCGCGGCGGGAGCGCCGGGGGGUCAGCUCGGGAGCCGCCUGCCCGGGGCCGCUGGGCCCCGCUCGGGCUGCGGGAGGGCGAUGGGGCCGCGGGCGCGGCGGCUGCUCCUCGCCGCGGCGCUGCUGCUCGCCGCCAGUACCGGAGUCAGCUGGAGCGGAGCAGGUGACAGCUCCCCACAGCACCACGCAGAACUGGGACACUCCUGGCAGGUGACCCCGCAGGUCCUGCAGGGUGACCACACACUCAGCCUGGCACAGGUGACUCAGGGGGGGUUCCCCAGCCAGCUGCGGGUGCUGCUGGAGCUGGAGGGGACGCAGCUGGUGCUGGAGCUGGAGCAAAACUGGGAGCUGGUGCUGGGCACCGGGGCACUGCUCUACUAUCUGCCCAACGGCACGAGGGUGACGCAGGAGGCCAGCAAGCAGGAGCACUGCUGCUACCGGGGGACGGUGCAGGGCUUUCCGAGCUCCUGGGCCAGCCUCUGCGCCUGCGCCGGACUCAGUGGCCAUAUUUGGCUGUCAGAGACCAGGAGCUAUGGGCUGGAGCCAGAUGCCAGCGGCCCCCCAGGGCAGCACAUCGCCUACCAGCCGCGGGAGGUCUGGUUGGCACCACGGGCCUGUGGGCAGGGCCCCCCAGGGCCCCCCGUGGCAGAGGAGACAGAGCUGCCUUGGCCACAGAGGGGCAAGCGGGCACUGGCAGAGCAGAGGUUCGUGGAGCUGGUGAUGGUGGUGGACCACGCUGCGGCCCAGAAUUACCCUGACCUGCAUCGCGUCCGCACCCGGACCCUGGAAAUUGCCAACCAGGUGGAUGCGUUCUUCCAGCCGCUGGGAGUGCGGGUGGCCUUGCUGGCAGUGGAGGUGUGGAGCGAGGCAGACCUCUUCCCGGUGGGUGGCAGUGCCAGGGCUACGCUGGAGCGGUUCCUGCGCUGGCGCCAGGAGGAGCUGCUGCCCAGGCUGCCCCAUGACAAUGCCCAGCUCCUCACGGGUGUCCGCUUCGAUGACGUCCUAGUGGGGAUGUCCACCCAAGCCUCCAUGUGCUCCUCCAACCGCUCCGGGGCAGUCAGCAUGGACCACUCGAUCAGCGUCCUGGUCGUCGCCUCCACCGUGGCACAUCAGCUGGGGCACAACCUGGGCAUGCGGCACGACGGUGCCAGGCGCUCCUGCGACUGCAGCGACCUCCGGCAGGACCGCGGCUGCAUCAUGGCAUCGCCCACGGGGCUGACUCCCGGCUUGAGCUUCAGCAACUGCAGCCAGCAGGACCUGGAGCGCAGCCUGCGCCAGGGGCUGGGCUGGUGCCUCUCCAACGUGCCCGCGCCCCGGAGCCUGGCAGGGACCCCCCGCUGCGGGAACCACUUCCUGGAGCCAGGAGAGGGCUGUGACUGUGGCCUCAGCAUGGAGUGCACCGAUCCCUGCUGCAACAGCAGCAGCUGCCAGCUGAUGCCCGGCGCCCAGUGCACCGCGGGGGACGCCUGCUGCCAGGACUGCCAGCUGCGCCCCGCCGGGCACCGCUGCCGGGACCCCCUGGGCGAGUGUGACCUGCCCGAGUUCUGCGAUGGGCUCUCGCCCCUGUGCCCACCUGACAGCUUCCUGCAGGACGGGCAGCCCUGUGCCAGCGGGCAGGCCCUCUGCUACGGCGGCGCCUGUGCCACCUACGAAGGGCAGUGCCAGCAGCUGCUGGGGCCAGGUGCUGGCCCUGUCUCCAGCUCCUGCAUGGCAUCGCUGAACGGGCACGGGGAUGAGCGUGGGCACUGCGGGCAGCUCCCCAAUGGCUCCUACGUUGCCUGCACCCAGCAGGACGCUGGCUGCGGGAUGCUGCAGUGCCAACGUGCCAAUGCACGUGGGUACACGCCAGAAGGGUCCUGCCAAGGGACCCCUCUGCCCUGGGACAAGGAUGUGAGUGAUGCAUCUAUGGUGUUGCCUGGCACCGCCUGUGGCCCUGGCAAGGUGUGCCUCCAGCACCGGUGCCAGGAUGUCUCUGCCCUGGGUGACCAGCAGUGCCACAGCAAAUGCCACGGGCAUGGGGUGUGCAACAACCACGGGCACUGCCACUGUGAGCAGGGCUGGGCACCCCCGACCUGCGAGAGCCCUGGCGCGGGGGGCAGCCAGGACAGCGGCCCUGCUGCCCUGGAGCGAGCGGGCAGCGCCCUGCCCACCGCCUUGCUGCUGAGUGCCCUGCUGGGGCUGGCCCUGGUGCUGGGGCUGGGCUGUGCCCGCCGGGCUGGGCUGCACAAACGCCUCUGCCAGCUCAGCAAGAGGACCUCCUGCCAGUACAGCGCUGAGCCCCAGGUGCCAUUCCUGGGUCCAGAACCCCCAGACGGCCGGAGAGGGAUCUCCCAACCGGAGCCCAGGUCGGGCAGCCAGGGCCCCCCCGAGCGGCCCCGGCCCCCGCAGUGGCGCCAGGCCACGGAGCUGCAGCCCAUGCACCGCAGCAAGCCGGCUGCCCUCAGCUCAGCCCGGCCCGACCCACCCUGCCGGCCCCUCCCGCCGGACCCUGCUCCCAAGGCUGCCCCCCCGGACAGGCCGCCCCCCCCCACACGCCCGCUGCCCGCGGACCCCAUGGUGCCAGGCACUCAGCCCCCAGGUCUGGCCAAGCCUCCCCCACCCCAGCGGCCGCUGCCCUUGCACCCCCUGGGACCUUCGCAGAGCCACAGCGAGACCCCCCCUGGACACUCCUACGUCACGGUGAUCCCCUCCAGGCCGCCGCCGCCGCCGCCCGAGGAGGCCCCGCGGGAGGCCUGAGCCGCGGGCCCGGCGCCGCCGCCGCAGCCG
Messenger RNA from Dryobates pubescens (Downy woodpecker), 2802 nucleotides. RefSeq names its product ADAM metallopeptidase domain 15 (gene ADAM15). The coding region runs from base 118 to 2772 and encodes 884 amino acids. Gene Ontology annotation, biological process: integrin-mediated signaling pathway; proteolysis; innate immune response. The transcript has 25 exons. Lineage: Eukaryota; Metazoa; Chordata; Aves; Piciformes; Picidae. Gene Ontology annotation, molecular function: integrin binding; metalloendopeptidase activity. The record is from RefSeq and is a predicted model, not a curated record.